This is a messenger RNA of Beta vulgaris subsp. vulgaris (sugar beet), 690 nucleotides long. RefSeq lists its product as hypothetical. The transcript has 3 exons. The coding region runs from base 93 to 497 and encodes 134 amino acids. NCBI's taxonomy places the organism in Eukaryota, Viridiplantae, Streptophyta, Magnoliopsida, Caryophyllales, Amaranthaceae. The record is from RefSeq and is a predicted model, not a curated record.
AAUAAAGAAAUCAAUUGGAAAAUAAACGACAAAUAGAGAUCGAAGACCAUUGAUGAAACAAAACCCCCCAAGAAGAUUGAAGAAGCAAAAAGAUGUCUUUAGGAAACGGUGAAGUAGCUGGGCCCCAGCUUUUCGAUCUUCUUUCCUCUCUCCUCAAUGAGGUGGAAGCAUUAUCAGAUGAGGAGGAGGUUGAUUUACGUGCCAAAAUUGAUGCUCUUAAAUUAGAAGUUACGAAAGUGCCUUCUCAAUCUCUACAGCAUACUGAUGAUACUGAGUUAGAACUAGCCAGUAGAUUGGAUCAUUUGUCAUCGAAGCUGGAUGAAGUGGAUGAGAUGAUCUCAUCAUCAGAUCCUGAAGUAAAAUCUCUCUUGAGCAGUACUGCUGAUGUAUGGAUGCCUGUAAUAACAGCUUCUUCAGAGGAACGUCGCAAAUUUUCAUCAUCCGUCAAAGUUGGUGAGCCUAAAGCAGAAGAGAACAACUCGAGUUCUUUAACCUAGGGCAAUAAUGCCUUUCUGCAAUGAUUUGUCUCCAUUCUUAUUCUUUCUCUCUUUGAAUCCCUUCCUUUAAUGAUCAUUUUAAUACUUCCUUUGUCUAAAAAUUUGUAAUAUUUUUGACUUGUACGUUUUUCAUCGCACAACUUCGACCAUAAAUAUAUCUUUAAAUAUUUAUGAUAAAAUAAAUUUUUUUAUA